Molecule: messenger RNA, 1002 nt
Organism: Sphenostylis stenocarpa
Lineage: Eukaryota; Viridiplantae; Streptophyta; Magnoliopsida; Fabales; Fabaceae
Source: the annotation of a GenBank genome assembly
AUGGUUGAAAAGAAUGGAAGCAUUCGUAGGGAUGAUUGUUACAAUCAAUCACUUGGGGUUAACUCAGAUAUGCAACAGAGAUCUAAGAAUUAUCCUCGUCUCAUCAAUUUCAUGCAAGGGAAGAACCAAGAGAACAACAAUGUUGAAGAUGUGAAGACUCAAUCUAUGGUGGCUUAUGCCUCUUCUUCUACCAACAACAUCAAUGCAUCACUAACAACAAGAUAUGGUCAAGUGUUGCCUUUGGCUCUUUCAAAUGCUCCUCCACAAAAAAAUGGUUAUCAUCUUUUGAGUCAUCCUUCACAAAUAGACUCAAUGAAAAAUUUCAUGCAAGAUGAGAUGUUAAAUGCAGAAAAUUACCAACAACAGAACAAUGUUGUGGAUGUGAAGACUCAAUCCAUGGCACCUUAUGGAUCCUCCUCCUCCUACUCCUCAAAAAACACCACCAAUGCAUCAUUAAUGGCAGCAACUGGUUAUGGUUACUGUAAUGUUGAUCUUUUGAACCUUCCAUCACACUCAAAUAAAAAUUUCACAUUCAAUGAUGUUGGUUUACAAGGUCAUCAAAUAAGUGGUCUUCCAAGUCACCCAUAUGGAGCAGGUUCUCUGUAUCCAAAUCAUCAAAGGAAUAAUAACCCCUUCAUGUUUAACUGCUUAAACCCUCUUCCAAGGGUUGACACAACUAAUUUUCAUGGUAUGAAAGAUAUUCUUAAGCCAGGUUUUGUGCCUCCAAUUCAAGUUCAAGAUUUGGACAUAGUUUCUCCAAAGGAUUUAAGUCGUGAGAGGGCAUUGAAACGUCCCUUGUGUGCACUUCAAGACUUUGACAUCAUGGCAAGUGCUUCAAAAAGGCCAAGGAUGGGUUUUACUUCUCCUAAUCAUUAUGAAGGAAAACAAUCUGGGUUGAAUGAGUUGCUUCAUUUUAAGGAUCCAUCUUCUACCUUCAAGAUUAAAACUCAUGCAAAGGAGAAUACAGAUAAGAAAAAAUUAGAUCUUUCACUGCACAUUUGA